CUUUUGGAACAGAGCCGCUGCGUGUUGCUUUUCCCCCUCAACAUGGCUCCGAAAGGCGAAGCUGCGGGACUCGAGCAGAACCCGGCCGGACACGAGCAGGAGGAGUCCGGGAGUGAGGAAGAGGAGUUUACCCUGGAGGAUGUGCUGCGUUUGGGAGGAACGAAGGCAGACUACGUCAUGCUUGCUGCAGUUGAUGACAGCACUGAGCUGAUAGAUGGUGGAAAGAAAGGUGCAAUCGAUGAUUUGGAGGAAGGUGAGCUAGAAGAGUUCAUCACCAAACUGGGAAUCCGGUCCUACUCUGACCCGCAGGUUGCUGAGGAUGAUGAAGAGAAUGAGCCUGAAGAAGAGAAACCCUCUAAACCCGGUGUGGAAAAGAAGAGCAAGAAAAAAGAAGUGGAAUCCAGCAGGACACCUGAAGCCAAGCAGGAAGCCGAGAUGAAGAAGAAGAAGAACGAGACCAAAAAGACAAGUAAAAAGGCCAAGCAAAAAGAAGCCGACCUGUUUGAGUUUUACCCCCGGCAGGUGCUGUUGGUCAAACCUGGAGGAAAAUGGUACAGUGUGGACUGCACUUCUGAGAUGAGCACGUCUCCUCAGGACGAAUCGCUGGUUUCUCAGUACAAGGCUUUGGCUCAGAAGCUGCUCGAGGCUGAAACAAAUCUUUACAAAAACAAGAAAACCCUACAGAAAGGAGCGAACACGGUCUGGAUGAAGAGCGUCGUCUCGACUGGGACUCUGGCAGACCGGAUGGCAGCCAUGACCGUGCUCAUCCAGGAUGCUCCUGUACACUGUCUGGAGCACAUCGAGAGCCUGAUCAUCAUGAUGAGGAAGAAAGGCGGUCGUAGGCAAAGCCUCAUGGCUUUGGACACGCUGAAGGAGCUGCUGCUGUCUGAUCUGCUCCCAGAGAACCGUAAGCUCCAGGCUUUCUCUCAGCGCCCGUUCGACAAGCUGGAGGAGCGUGCAAGUGGAAACCGAGAUGUUCGAGACCGGCGCCUUGUCCUCUGGUACUUUGAGCAUCUUCUCAAGCUCCAGCUGGUUGAGUUUGUCACAACUCUUGACGCACUGGCUCACGAUUCUGUUCUGGCGACCAAAACGAAAGCUCUGACUACAGCUCACGAGCUGCUCUGCAACCGACCCGAGCAGGAAAAAGCUCUGCUGAUGCACGUCGUCAACAAACUGGGAGAUCCUGAUUACAAAAUGGCCUCGAAGGCCUCGUAUCUGCUGGAGAUGCUCCUCCAUAAACACCCUCUGAUGAAAUCGGUGGUGUGUGUCGAAGUAGAGCGUCUGAUGCUCAGACCAAACAUAAGCCCCAAGGCUCAGUAUUACGCCGCCUGCUUCCUCAACCAGGUGAUGCUGAGCCACGACGAGGCCGCGCUCGCUACCAAACUCCUCACCAUCUACUUCAGCUUCUUCCGACUCUGCAUUAAGAAGAAGGACGUGGAGUCGAAGAUGCUGGGCGCGCUGCUGAGCGGCGUGAACAGGGCCUACCCGUACACCAAGGCCGGAGACGAGACGGUCCGGGAGCAGCUGGACACGCUGUUUAAAGUGGUGCACCUUGUAAAGUUCAGCACAGCUGUGCAAGCGCUCAUGCUGCUCUUCCAGGUUAUGGAUUCUCAGCAGAGCGUGUCGGAUCGCUACUACGUCGCUCUUUACAAGAAGCUGUUAGAUCCUGGCCUGUCAGUCAGCCCGAGGCAGAGCAUGUUCCUCAACCUGCUGUACAAAUCUCUGAAAGCCGACAUCGUCCUGCGCCGUGUUAAGGCCUUCGUCAAGAGGCUGCUGCAGGUGAGCUGCGAACAGAGCCCCACGUUCGCCUGCGGAGCACUCUUCCUCGUGUCUGAGGUCAUGAAGGCCAAACCUGGCCUUAAGCUCCUCCUACAAGAAGGGGAUGAGGAAGACGAGAAGUUUCAGGACCUUAAAGGAGAUGAUGAUGAUGAUGAUGAAGAAAGGUUUGUGGAUGCUGAUAAAAUUGAAGAGGGACAGAGCGAAAAGCCUCAGCAGAAUAAACCAGCUGCAUCAUGGGUACAUCACCAAAACUUGGAGGGUGGUAAGGAUAUGGAGAUGUACGACCCCACUCACAGAAACCCUUUGUACUGUGGAGCGAAUCGCAGCAGCCUCUGGGAGCUGCAGAAGCUCGCUGAUCAUUUCCACCCCUCUGUGGCUCUCUUCGCAAAAACCAUCUUGCAGGGAGGGCAGAUCCAGUACACAGGAGAUCCUCUGCAGGAUUUCACACUCAUCAGGUUCUUGGAUCGGUUUGUGUUCAGGAACCCCAAACAAACGAAAGGCAAACAAAACACAGACGCAACCAUAAUGCAGCCGAAGCACAAACCGAGCAUGAAUAACAUCCGCUCAUUACCUGUAAACUGUGAGGAGUAUCUGGCCAAAGAGGAAACUCAGAUCCCUGUGGAUGAGGUGUUCUUCUACAGGUUCUUUAAAAAGAGGGAAGGAGAGAAGCGACUGAAGAAGCCUUUUGGAGAUGAUGCUGAGAGUGUGGAGGACGUGGACGAUGAUGAGUUUGAACAACUGCUCAACACUUUUGAGAGUGAUGAUUACUUCACGGACUUUAAAGAUGAUGACUUGGACUUUGCUGGAAAUGUAAAGAGCAACAGCAAAAAAGGUAAGAAAUCGGAGGAGGUUUCAGAUUCAGACCUGGAUUCGGACGAUGGCCUGGAUGAUGAGGAGCUCUCUCUGGGAAGCAUGGCUGAGGAAGACUUUGGAGACGAGCUGGAGGAAGAUGGUGGUGCUUUUAUGGACCCAGAUGGAGAUGAUAAUGAAGUUCCAGAGCUUGAGGGUGAUGAUGAUGAUGCCGCCUUCGAUGACUUUGAUGAGGAUGAGGGCCUGGGUGAGCCACCAGAAGUCAGUAAAGGACGCAAAAAAGGCAAGAGGAAGUUAUCAGAGCAUCUCGAGUUUGCCGGAUCUUUUGAAUCCAAACCAAGCAAGAAGAAAAAGAAAGGAAAGAUGGACAACACGGCGAUGUUUGCAGCAGCGGAGGAGUUUGGAGAUUUGCUGGAUGAAAACGCAGAUAUCAAGUUUGACAACGUCGGCAUGAACGCAAUGGCUAAUAAAGACAAAGCCAGUGUCAAACAGCUGAAAUGGGAGGCGCAGCGUGACGACUGGAUCCGGGGACGUGACGUUAAGACGCUCAGGAGGAAGAAGGCUGCGUUCAAGAAAAGGAAACCGUUUGGGAAAGACAGACAGGGCAAAAAGACCGUCAGAAGGAAGAAGUGAAGUGAUGACCCUUGUCCUGUUGAGUGUCUGUGUGGUUAUUCCUGCCGCGUAGACCACACGUCCUGAUCCGCUUCCCGGACGCCGUAGUUCCCGGCCCAUUCGUUGGACUUGUAAUAAACUGAGAGAGAGAGAGAGAGAGAAUGUUGAAUGAUGUUUCAGGUUGUAGUCAGGAUCUGCCACAUUGUCGGCAAAUAUUUCUGAAGACAAAGUUGUUUGUGUUGGGGGGGAAAAAAAAAAGCAUUUUGUAAUAAAUGUAAUUUUACCA
Messenger RNA from Neoarius graeffei (lesser salmon catfish), 3487 nucleotides. It is a transcript of the gene cebpz, whose product is annotated as CCAAT enhancer binding protein zeta. The transcript is spliced from 17 exons. Gene Ontology annotation, cellular component: nucleus. Bases 43 to 3222 code for a protein of 1059 amino acids. Lineage: Eukaryota; Metazoa; Chordata; Actinopteri; Siluriformes; Ariidae. The record is from RefSeq and is a predicted model, not a curated record.